CUACAGUACACUAAUGUAGUUAUGUUCCUUUCCUUUCUUCUUUGAUGAAACAAAAAAGUAGAUGAUAGUCCACAUUCCCCACCUUGUCUUUUUCCCAAGUUGAUCAAUUUCAUUCUUUCUCAAUUAAAUUAUAGGUUCUUUUCUUUAUUUUAUUGUACCUAUUUCUAGGUAAGCAUUCACUCUCACACACACUCAUGUUCAGCUUCUUUCUUUCUCCAUUGAAAUUGUGCAUUGAGGUUAUGACUAUGAGUUCAUUUGAAAAAGUUUCUUCCUAGCCCUAGGUAUUGGGGGUGUCUUUUUUUUUACUAGGGUAACAAUGGAAGCUAUGAAAAUUUCAAUCUUUUUCUUUUUUGGUGUAAUUAUCACAAUGGGCUAUGGUGCAACAAACCCAAAUGAUCUCAAGGUUCUGAAUGAUUUCAGAAAAGGGUUGGAGAAUCCAGAGCUUCUGAAAUGGCCAGACAAGGGAGAUGAUCCAUGUGGUCCUCCUACAUGGCCUUAUGUGUUCUGUUCUGGAGACAGAGUGAAUCAGAUUCAGGCUAAGAAUCUUGGUCUCAGAGGAUCAUUGCCUCAAAACUUCAAUCAACUCUCAGAACUCUACAAUUUGGGGCUUCAGCGCAACAAUCUCAGUGGAAUGUUACCUACUUUUAGUGGAUUGUCCAAGUUGGAAUUUGCAUUCUUGGACUACAAUGCAUUUGAUGCAAUCCCAGUUGAUUUCUUCACUGGACUCAGCAGCCUCAGGGUCUUGUCUUUGGAGGAAAAUCCACUGAAUUAUAGUAGUGGGUGGUCAUUUCCUUUGGAUUUGGAAAAAUCAGUGCAGUUAACAAAUCUUUCUCUGGUGCACUGUAAUUUGGUUGGAGCAUUACCUGAUUUCCUAGGCACAUUGCCAUCCCUCACAAAUCUGAGGCUUUCAAACAAUAAACUUUCUGGUCCUAUUCCAGAAACUUUUGCUCAAUCUUCAAUCCAGGUUUUGUGGUUGAAUAAUCAAGAAGGUGGUGGGUUCUCAGGUUCUAUUGAUGUUAUUGCUUCAAUGGUUUUCUUAAGACAGGCUUGGCUCCAUGGAAACCAGUUCACUGGGACAAUUCCACAGAAUAUUGGAAAUCUCACUUCCUUGCAGGAACUCAACUUGAAUAGUAACCAACUUGUUGGCUUGGUUCCUGAUUCUCUAGCAAAAAUGGACCUUGAAAUACUGGUGCUAAAUAAUAACAUGCUAAUGGGUCCAAUUCCAGAGUUCAAGGCUGCUAAUUUUUCCUAUGAUAACAACUUCUUUUGUCAAAAAAAGCCUGGAAUUGAGUGUGCACCUGAAGUUACUGCACUGCUUGAUUUUCUGGAUCACCUGAGUUACCCUUCAUUUCUCAUUUCUGAUUGGUCAGGUAAUGAACCAUGCACAGGAAGCACAGGGCCAUGGUUUGGAUUGAGUUGCAGUUCCAAUUCUUCUGAGGUAUCUAUAAUCAAUCUACCUAGACACAAGCUCAAUGGUACCUUAAGUCCAUCACUUGCUAAGUUAGAUUCACUUCUUGAAAUUAGGCUUGCAGGAAAUAAUAUUAGUGGCACAAUUCCUAGUAACUUCACUGAAAUGAAAUCUUUAAGGUUGUUGGAUUUAAGUGAUAACAACCUUGAGCCUCCAUUGCCAGAAUUUCAUGAUGUGAAUGUUAUCACUGUUGGUAACCCCCUUAGUCAGAAUGACACUGGAGGGAGUUCUAUGCCUAUUAACAACCCACCUUCUUCACUUUCCCCAUCCUCUCAUGAGAAUCAUGUUCCAAGCUCAAAUCAACCCAAAUCAAAAGACUUCAAAACAGUGGCAAUAGUGGCUGGGAUUGUAGUAUUUGCAGUUUUAGCUCUUUUGGUUAUUUAUCUCUGCCUGUGUUGCUGGAAGAACAAGAAAGCUUCCUUGGAUGCUCCAAGUUCCAUUGUGGUUCACCCUCGCAAUCCAUCUGAUCAAGAUAACAUGGUUAAAAUUGCAGUUUCAAACAAUACCACUAGCAGCUUAUCAUCAAAGACUGGGACAAGUUCUCUGAGUAACAUUAGUGGUGAAACUCAAAACUCUCACAUGAUUGAGGCUGGAAACCUUUUGAUUUCUGUACAAGUACUACGUAAGGUUACCAAGGAUUUUGCUUCAGAAAAUGAGCUAGGCCGUGGUGGAUUUGGAACUGUUUACAAGGGGGAGCUAGAAGAUGGGGCGAAAAUAGCAGUGAAGAGAAUGGAGCAUGGCGUUAUUAGCAGCAAGGCACUGGAUGAGUUUCAAGCUGAGAUAGCUGUUCUAUCCAAGGUCCGUCACCGCCAUUUAGUAUCCUUGUUGGGGUAUUCCAUUGAAGGCAAUGAAAGGCUUUUGGUUUAUGAGUAUCUGCCUCUUGGUGCUCUGAGCCAGCAUCUUUUCCAUUGGAAAAGCUUGGACUUAAAGCCUUUGUCUUGGUCACAGAGGCUUGCAAUAGCACUAGAUGUUGCGAGAGGGAUGGAAUACCUUCAUGGCCUUGCCCGCGAAACCUUUAUCCAUCGAGACCUCAAGUCUUCCAAUAUUCUGCUAGGCAAUGAUUUUCGCGCAAAAGUUUCAGAUUUUGGUCUAGUGAAGCUUGCCCCGGAUGGUGAGAAGUCUGUAGUAACCAAGCUUGCUGGGACAUUUGGAUACCUUGCCCCUGAAUAUGCAGUGAUGGGGAAAAUCACCACAAAAGCUGACGUGUUCAGCUAUGGUGUGGUGUUAAUGGAACUUCUGACAGGACUAAUGGCGCUUGAUGAGAGCAGGCCAGAGGAAAGCCGGUACUUAGUUGAAUGGUUUUGGCGAGUCAAAUCGAGAAAAGAGAAUCUCAUGGCUGCCAUUGAUCCAACUCUGGAGACAACUGAUGAGACUUUUGAGAGUAUAAGCAUUGUAGCUGAACUUGCAGGACACUGUACUGCUAGGGAUUCAUACCACAGGCCAGAUAUGAGUCAUGCAGUCAAUGUACUUUCAGCACUAGUGGAAAAAUGGAGACCAGUUUAUGAUGAAUUAGAUUGUUACUCUGGCUUUGACUGCACUCAACCACUUCCCCAAAUGUUGGAGAUUUGGAAGGAAGCAGAAAGCAAGGAUGUUAGCUAUAGUGCUAGUUUUGAAGACACCAAAGGCAGUAGUACAGCCAGACCUUAUGGUUUUGCAGAUGCUUUCACUUCUGCUCAUGCUCGAUGAUUUAGUGUGUUUGAUUUCUAGUUGAAAGCACAUUCAACUAUAUUUGGCUUUCCAAGACAAUUUUUCCAAUUGAACAAAAUUGUUAGAGUGAGAAAAAACACAUUCGCAUUCAAACCAAUGGAUCAUAAACAAACACGAAAGUAACUUCGAUGCAAUUUGGAGGUCCUGUUGCUAAUGAUAAAAUUCAUUUGGAUUCACCAUGUAUGCUUCAGCAAAAGAGGCAAAAUUGAUUUGUUUCUGGUCUUUGUAUUGCUUUUGUGACAUUAAAAUACUUUUAAAGUACUA
This is a messenger RNA of Lotus japonicus, 3439 nucleotides long. RefSeq names its product receptor protein kinase TMK1-like. The transcript has 2 exons. NCBI's taxonomy places the organism in Eukaryota, Viridiplantae, Streptophyta, Magnoliopsida, Fabales, Fabaceae. Gene Ontology annotation, biological process: protein phosphorylation. Gene Ontology annotation, molecular function: ATP binding; protein binding; protein kinase activity. Bases 317 to 3154 code for a protein of 945 amino acids. The record is from RefSeq and is a predicted model, not a curated record.